Molecule: messenger RNA, 524 nt
Organism: Oncorhynchus kisutch (coho salmon)
Lineage: Eukaryota; Metazoa; Chordata; Actinopteri; Salmoniformes; Salmonidae
Product: 60S ribosomal protein L35
Exons: 4
Coding region: 114-485 (123 amino acids)
Biological process (GO): maturation of LSU-rRNA from tricistronic rRNA transcript (SSU-rRNA, 5.8S rRNA, LSU-rRNA); translation
Cellular component (GO): ribosome; cytosolic large ribosomal subunit
Molecular function (GO): structural constituent of ribosome; mRNA binding
Source: RefSeq, a predicted model, not a curated record
UGGUGCUGUAGGCAUUUCACCCAUGCGCAACAAAAAUGACGCCUCCGACCGGAAGAUAGCUUCUGCGCCAACACGUUUUCGUUCUUUCUUUUCCUGUGGCAGCGUCGACGAACAUGGGCAAGAUCAAGGCUAGAGACCUGCGGGGCAAGAAAAAGGAGGAGCUGCUCAAGCAGCUGGAUGACCUGAAGGUAGAGCUGUCCCAGCUCCGCGUAGCCAAGGUUACUGGUGGAGCUGCCUCCAAGCUCUCUAAAAUUUGUGUCGUCCGCAAAUCCAUCGCCCGUGUUCUGACUGUCAUCAACCAGACUCAGAAGGAGAACCUGAGGAAGUUCUACAAGGGUAAGAAAUAUAAGCCCUUGGACCUGAGACCCAGGAAGACUCGUGCCAUCCGCAGGAGACUCAACAAGCAUGAGGAGACUCUCCGAACGAAGAAGAUGCAGAGAAAGGAUCGCCUGUAUUCUAUUCGCAAAUUUGCUGUCAAGGCUUAAGGUCGUUUGUCUUGUACAAAUAAAUUGACUAAAAAGAGA